UUAAGAUGUAAAAAAAAAUUAAGACACUAGGCAUAGGAGACAUACUAUAAUGUUGAGAAUCCUUAUUAUUCCAAAUUUAACAGCAUUAUGUAGAAAAUUUGCUUCUAGAAUAUCGUAGCUCAUGAGUUCGUAGCACGGCAGGGUUUAUUCAUCUUUUUCGUAGUAGACUGAAUUUGAUCUAAUUAUAACAUCUCAUGAUUUCUUAAAAUUUAAUCGUAUCCAUACAACAAAACAUGACAUGAUUGCAUAGAAAGCUUAACGAUGUAAGUCAACGUAGAAUCGUGUUUGCUACACAACUUUCACGCUAAAAGCGAAUCAUAAAAUAGUGAGGCAAUCCAUUCAUCAUAUCGAAGCUCUACGAGUUCUGACAGUGGGUUAAAUACUUUUUAAUAUCCACACGAAAAGUGCAUCAUUGGUGUUGUUAAUUUCGAAGAUGUUACGGCAUUGGACGGGCGCUGCAGUGCGGGUCUGAGGCCUCAGCGGGGGUGAGCGGUGGGCGGGAAGGGGGCUCCCUCCGCCCUCAGAGGGAAGGAGGCCGCGACCCGGUCACGAGUUACGAUUCGCGAGGCAGCAGAGCCGCCGCGGCGCUCGCCGGCGCACCGCGCCGUCCAACUCUAUUUAACCUCUAAAAACUAUAAUUAUAUUACUGUAUGUAUUACGUACUUAAUAGCAUUUUAUUUUUCCGCGUGAACCUGUAAUUGGAUUACGAGAGCGUCGGAUUAUUAUGUAAAGAUGUUGAGUGGCAAUGACGUUCGUAUUUGUCAAGUUUUACCGUGCAGUGAUACAGAAAUGUUUUUAUAGAUAUUAUUUACGCGAUUUUAUAUAUUAUAGGAAUAUUUAUUGAACGUUGUGCAUUCCAUUAAAUGGAACAACUUUCUCAUAUUUUCUGAUUACGAUAUGUUUUCAAAAUGUUAUGUAACUGUAAAACAGAAUGUUUAACAUUACGUACCAUUUUCGUCUGUCGAUUAAUGAGUUGAUAUUUUUAUAAUGUUUUACUUUAAAGGAUAGACAAUAAAGUGGACUUUGUGUGAAGUGAGUGCCGUCAAAAUGAUUGUCGAAAUACAAGAGGAGGUUAGAGGAAAGAGGCCUUUCAAGAUAUGGGACAGCUCUCGAAAUGUAAGAAAGGGGUUGGUAGUGACUAGCUUCGAGGAGUUAAUACAUAGAGGAAAGGAGAAGCUAUCGGUAGCUGCGAGUGAGCCCGUGCGGCUGGUCCUCGAGAGCGACGGGACGCAGGUGGAGGACGGCGAGUACUGGCGCACCUUGCCCCCCAACACUGUACUGCUGCUGCUGCGGCAGGGCGAGCGAUGGUAUCCCACUGGAGUCGACGUCAUCAAGGCCGCGAUAUCGGCAAUACCAAAAAUAGUAUGCGAAACGAUUCACGCGCUCGAGUUGCACGAUGAGACUCCUUCAUGGAAGAUCAUGGACAACAAGGGGCGAGUUACCGUGGUGCUGCACUGGGACCAGCGGCCGCAGGCGUCGCCUGCUGCGCGCUCCCCGAGCCGCCAGGCCAAGCCGGACCGCAGGCCCUCGCUAGUGAUCCAGACGUCGCUAGACAGGCCCCAGCCCCCGCCGCCGCAUAUCACCGUCGUCAACCACGACGAGCCGGGCCCCGCGCGCGGCCGCCUCUCCCGCGCGUCCUCCUCGCUCGACCACCAUGUGCACACUGCGGAGUGUCGAGCCACUGCUCCUCCGCACUCUGGCCCACCUCCCACGGAUGAGUGUGAUUUUCACUGCUGCGCUCUACACGAAGAGGGUCGGAGGAUCGCCGUACAUAAAAGCGUGGCUACCUCACCGAUACAAGACUCUCAACCACGCGCGUCACCACAGGGCCGGCCGAAGGGCCACGUUCGCUUUCUGGAUGCCGAAUCGGCAAGACGUGGCGAACGUGACUCUUCUGAAAGCGAAACGGAAAACACUCUAGUAGAAGAUGAGGCUGUGACGUCUGAAAAGUUUCUUCUCUUAAUAGAUCAACUCAGUGUCGAUCAAAAACGCCAUCUCACCAUUAAAGACAUAGGUAUCAUAUUAGAGAGAUUAAGCUCGAAAAUAUUGGACGUGGAGAGGUUGGACCGUGAAUCAGAGUCAGAUGAUUGUUACAAUUGGACAAUCAAGGCGACUAUACGCGGAGACGCGCUGCGAGAACUAGGGGUUAUAUACAAUGGCAACUACUACGCGAUCAGUGAACAUCCGGGGUACCGGGAGGAGAACGAGGAGGCCGGAGACGAGGGUGAGGAGGAAGAAGAAGAGGACAGGCUCUGAUCGGGCCUGUGCGGCGCCGCUGUGCCCGCCGCCGCCGCGCUCCGCCUGGCGCUGUGCCGCGUCGCCGCACGCUGACUCGCCGCACUGCCCUCGUCACAAAACUCACUGCCCACCGGAUUUCCCCCGUGCGAAACGACUUUACGGAACCGCAUCCGAUCCCGGCGCGCUUACCGAAGCAGGCAAAACACCGUGCGUGUUUUAUAAAAGAAUUCGAAUUCAUUUUGGUGCAUCGGGUGUGUGUUCGACUACAAUAUUAGCGACAUUUUGGCUCGGAACGUAGUUUAGAGCAUGAUAGGUCGCACUUAGAGACUUUUAUGAAAUUUUGCCGCGGCCGCCUCGCGCCGUCCUCGCGAUUCGUCUGCGGGGCGAGGCGAUGCCGAGGCCUAGUUAAUAAAUAGUGAAAUUAAUAUAAGUAAAACUGACUUCCUAUCGAUAUCUAAGAUGACUAAUUAAGCGUGCCACCGGUGGACAAUCUCGGUUGUCGCUCAGUUCCCGCGCCGACGCUGCGCGGCAACGUAGCGUAAUGUACACGAUAUAAUAUUACGCCGUCAACAGACAUGGUAUCAGCACAAAUGUAUAUCAUCGAGUUUGUUUUCAGUUUGUAAUUAGAUAUAUAAUAAAUUAUACACGAUUUAGCGACUACUCAAGAAAUCAAAUUUCAUAAUACAUUUGUAUAUUUGGUACGAAUUAACGAUUUUAUCUCCUCUCCGACUUUACUGUGUGCCAAAUUUUAAUAAAUUACUUUACGACCGCGCUUUAUUUACUUCUAUUUUGGCCUAAGCAUCAUUUACAAUUUUUACAAACUUCCUUACUGUGUUGAUCACUUACAUCGUUCAUAAUAUAACACGACUCUAUAUAUAUACGUGGAUUAAAAAAAAAACAAUAAAUAUAGAAAAAACUAGUCUAUUAUACACGCGAUGUUCGUAUUCGGUAUAGGAAAUUAAAUAAUUACAGGAUAAGGCAAAAUAAUAUUGCUCAUAAUAUAUUCGUUUAUGUACGUGUUUGCGAUAUCGGUUGUCGGAUAGGAAUCGUUGGGUCUUCAGGUAUAGGAAUCUGUGCUAGCAGAUAUUGUACAGUAGACUGCAGAGAGUCGCUAACUUGAGAUCUGUGCUAGCGAAUCCAUACCGUAAACUUCAUAAUUCGCUGAUAUGAAAUCUGUCCUAGCAGAGAUACUGUAGCAGUCCAGUAAACUGCAAAAAAUCGCAUAGUUGAGAUCUGUGCUAGCAGACACUGUACCGUAGAUUGCAGGAAGUCGCUAAUUUCUGAUCUUUUCUAACAGAUCUGUACCGUAGACUGCAGAAAGUCAAUAAAUUUCGAUCUGUGUUAGUAGCUACUGUAUCGAAGACUGCAGAAAGUCGCUAGCUUGUGAUCUGUGCUAGCACGUACUGUACAGUAGACUGCAGAGAAUCGCUAACUUGUGAAAUUCGAUCUUUAAAGGACUCGGGCUUGUUGAGAUGCCGGAAUAGAAAGCGAUACUUCAGAGAGAGUGAAUUAGGAAAUAUGAUACCUAGAUAAAAUAAAUUAUACUUACUAAUCAAUAAAAUUACACUGUUAUAAAAGAGGUUGUAAUAAAAAUAUGAAUAAACCACGAUUGCAUCUUAUCAUCGUGCCAAAACGAUAUGUUAGUAGUAAGUUGGGUCUUGUAUCUAGCUCUAUUGUAUUGUAGUAUUAUUGUAACGUUUUUAAUUUUUGUAUAGUACAGUCAUGACACACUGUUGUAUGAUAUAUGAAAUUUAAUAAGUUUUACAGUCCCGCCGGGGCGUCAUAAAUUGUAUAGUUAUUUAAGGUUAAUAUUAACGAUUAUUAAAUUAUUAUUGAAUAAGUACAGGUCACCAACACGUCAUGGAUGUUACGGAGAGGUCACGGAUUCACGCAUACUGUCUUGUUUGGUGCACGGAGCCUGUACGUGUUAUGCGAUGUCCUUUUAUUGUUUAAUGAUAAAUAAUAUUGUGUUAAAUAGUCCAUGAAAAUCGCAUCUAUAGCUGAACUCUAAGAGCUUUAAUUGUUUCUGCUCAAUAUUAUACAAGAUACAUUACGUACUUAAAUGAUAGUCGCAUUUAUGAAUUAGGCUUGUCUAUUACCAAAUCUUCUAACAAAGUAAAAUAAAUAUAUCUAUUGGAAUGAAUGUAUGAAUUCGUAUAGAUUUAUUAUUAUAAUGGGUUUAAAAAUAACCUUGGUAUUUGUCAGAUUGUCUCUACAAGACAACAUUUUUGUCAACUUAUGAACGUCGUUUGUAAUUUAUAGACUUUUUAAACAAAUAAUUGGAAGUAAUCACUUAUUCCGACCUUGAUUUUUUGUAUUGUUCAACUACAUAAAAUUUAACUAAAACAAUAUUAGGUAAAAAGUACAUCGUAUGCAAUUAAUGUUUUUUCAUCACAAUAUAUUUAAAAAAUUAAAGGCAAUAAAAAACAAUUACUAUGUACAAAUAUUGUUUUUAUGUGUACACAUUAAAAACAAAGCGAUGUUCAUGGAUUAUUUAUGCUGUCUUUUGAUAUUUUGAUACAUAAUUAGUAAUUUUAUUUUAAGGAGUUUGAUAUUGUGCAUUUGUUAAAUAAUUAAUUAAUUUCUAAAGUUAUUCUUACUAAUAAAUUUAGGCGAAUCUAUUGGAAAACAAGUGGCUGAGUUUUUAUGAGGUAUUGUGGAUUUUAGGAUACUUUAAGAAAAUUUAUAACUUAAACGAUAUAUAAAAAUAGUUUCACGUCACAAACGAACUACAAAUUUAUCAAUAAAACAUGAAACAAUUUGUAUGGCAUAUUUAUUACUUUAUGUAACAUAAUAUACAAGUCUAGAUUCGCAGAUACUUUUCGUCUUCAAUUGUCAGUUUUAAUCGUAAUUAGUUCACAAUAAUUUGAAAGAGUGGACGGAAAGAAUAUUAUUUUUAUUUACAAAACUUUUCAAUAAAAAAUACAGGUGUAGCUAUCAUUUAAAUAACGUAACCUACCAAUAUAAUAUACAUAAAAGUGACAUAAAAUUAAUUAAGUACUUAAUUAUAUCAAGUUUAAUUUUUAUGAAAUACAGAUAAAUCUUUUUAUAUCUGUAAAAUGGCGUG
Zerene cesonia (dogface butterfly) is the source of this 5305-nucleotide messenger RNA. RefSeq lists its product as uncharacterized. The record is from RefSeq and is a predicted model, not a curated record. Bases 1048 to 2256 code for a protein of 402 amino acids. The transcript is spliced from 5 exons. Lineage: Eukaryota; Metazoa; Arthropoda; Insecta; Lepidoptera; Pieridae. Gene Ontology annotation, biological process: regulation of apoptotic process; apoptotic process.